AUGGAAAUGUUAAAAUUUGCUUGGAUAAAACUAACACCGCCUCGAGCUUUGGAGUCGUGCGGGACAUUGGAAAAAGCAUUUUUCGGAACUACAUAUAGACUUGUCUAUAUAAUAGGUCUUUCCACAAUCGAAUGUGGUAUAUUUUAUGCAAUUUACAGCACAAUUAUGAAAUCAAUAAUAGGUUUAUUUAUUUGCGCCGAACUUUGGAACCUGGUGACCGAAGCUGACAGUCUAGAUGGAAUCAUAGCCAAUAUAAAUGUCACUAUUAUACACUUAAUUGCUGUCUAUAGAUAUAGGAAUAUGGCCUCUAAUAAGGUGUUCUACAAGAAACUGGUAGCUUCUACCCAAGUAAGGAAUUUCGACAUAUCAACUAAGCAAAGAAAGAAACUAGUUGACUUUUGGGCAUCUGAAAAUGAGAAAUACUUGAGGUUACUGCUUGCACUAGGAAUGUGUACGUUGUCAAUAUGGUAUGUCUACCCGUUGGUGGACGAUGUGGAGUACAAUCUGGUUGUAACAUUGCGACUGCCCUAUGAUUUUCGCAAUCCUACGCUAUAUCCCCCAACUUACCUUGCAACGGUUCUAGCUUUUAAUGAAAUAGGAUUAUUCGUAAUGGUGAACGAUAUCAUAUUACAAGCACAUUUGAUACAUCUUAUUUGCCAGUACACUGUCUUAGCGAAUUGUUUCGAGAACAUUGUCGCUGAUUGUUCAUACAAAGGUCUUGGGCAUACAAAGUUACAUUUAAAUAACAAAUUCAAGAUGAAAUACUUAAAAAGAUUUGAUAAUCUUAUUGACCAGCAUAAAUUCAUUUUGAAGAAUUCAAUGAAGCUGAGGAACACAUUGAGCUUGCCGAUGCUGUGUCAGCUUGCCUCUAGCGGUAUGCUGAUCUGUCUUGCUGGAUAUCAAGUUGCAUUGACCGUGAAAAUUAGUAUUACAAAAUUUUUGGCAAGCCUCCUGUAUUUGGGUUACAACGUGUUCGAAUUGUUUUUAUUCUGCCGAUGGUGCGAUGAAAUUAAGAUUCAGAGUGAGAAAAUAAGUAAUGCAGUAUAUUGUUCUAACUGGGAGUCCGGCGUCGCGCUCGUGCAGGGAGUACGUCCGAGAAUCAUGUUCGUUAUUGCGCGCGCUCAAAAGUCGCUCGCUUUGACCGCUGGUGGAUUCUUUGAUCUAUCACUUGUCACAUUUACUACGUUGAUGAAAACAUCCUACAGCACGCUGACUGUUUUGCUUCGCUUUCAAGAUUAA
Papilio machaon (common yellow swallowtail) is the source of this 1239-nucleotide messenger RNA. RefSeq names its product odorant receptor 13a. Gene Ontology annotation, cellular component: plasma membrane. The transcript has 9 exons. The coding region runs from base 1 to 1239 and encodes 412 amino acids. Gene Ontology annotation, molecular function: odorant binding; olfactory receptor activity. The record is from RefSeq and is a predicted model, not a curated record. Lineage: Eukaryota; Metazoa; Arthropoda; Insecta; Lepidoptera; Papilionidae. Gene Ontology annotation, biological process: sensory perception of smell; detection of chemical stimulus involved in sensory perception of smell.